Molecule: messenger RNA, 3575 nt
Organism: Musa acuminata AAA Group (dessert banana)
Lineage: Eukaryota; Viridiplantae; Streptophyta; Magnoliopsida; Zingiberales; Musaceae
Exons: 2
Coding region: 2417-2740 (107 amino acids)
Source: RefSeq, a predicted model, not a curated record
CAGGAUUCGAGUUUGGGUUGCUGACGAGUCGCUAGUCGGGAGCGAUCUGGAGUGGCUCGGGUAGGAAUCGAACUUGGGUUACCGACGGGUCGCUAGUCGGGAGCGAUAUGGAGCGGCCCGGGCAGGAUUCAAGCUUGGGUUGUCGAUGGGUCGCCAGUCAGGAGCAAUCUGGAGCGGCCCGGAUAGGAAUUGGGCUUGGGUUGCCGACGAGUCACCAGUCGAGAGCGAUCUGGACUGGCCCAGGUAGGAUUCAAGCUUUGGUUGUCGACGGAUCGUCAGUCGGGAGCGAUCUGGAGCGGCCCGGGCAAGAAUCGGGCUUGGGUUGCCAACGGGUCGCCAGUCGGGAGCGAUCUGGAGUGGCCUGGGCAAGAUUCGAGCUUGGGUUGCCGACGGGUCGCUAGUCGGGAGCAAUCUGGAGCGACCCGGGCAGGAAUCAGGCUUGGGUUGCCGACAGGUCACUAGUCGGGAGAGAUUCGGAGUGGCCCGAGCAGGAUUCGAGCUUGGGUUGCCGAUGGGUCGCCAGUCGGGAGCGAUCUGGAGUGGCCCGGGCAGGAAUCGAACUUGGGUUGUCGAGUCGUACCUGAACGGCAUUGCGCCACAUGGCGAGUCAAGCGGAUCGUCAUGGGGCCUAGCGGGAAACUCCUUUUUGAAUGGCGCUUGGCGAGGGGUCUCGGAUGAUGGGACGCCUCUGGUGGGGAGUCUGAGGCGGGCGAAUCUAGCAGAUCCGAGGGGUUGUGAUGGGUCUUAAAUGCUGCGACUAUUGCUCUCCUUGGGAAGCCCUAAUCGCCGCCUUGCCGUGGGUUCCACCUAUCAUAUAGUCUCCAUCUAGGGCGAUUAUCAUCAUUCUUGCAACCAAUCCUUUGUUUCGUGCUUCGGUUCCUUCCUCACAACCCUGCCGCCCUCUUUGUUUCGAUUCUCCGCCCCGGCAACCGGGCUUCUUUCCCGCGACUCCGAGGUCGGGAUGUCUUCGUCUUCCUUUUCAUCCCCACUUCCCACUCCUUCUCUCUCACCUUCUUCUUCCUCUUCUAUGAGCUCCUAGGAUGCUAUAGUGAGCAUCUCCUCGAGUAGCGCCUCUUCAGAGGCCUUAGAGGGUCCCGCCGAGCUUGAGGCCCUUAAGUCUUUGCAUGAUGUGGACUCGGUGGUAACCGACGACAUUCUGAGAGUGCUCCGGGAUUGCUACCGCAUCCCAGAGUGCUUUGGCCUGCACGCCCCUCACUCGGGGCAACGGUCAUACGAUCGGUUCCCUGGCAGAUUUGGUUUGACAGUGGGGGCGCUUGAAGCCGGCCUGUGGUUUCCGGUGCAUCCUAUCAUUAGGGAUUGUCUUCACUUCUGGGGGAUUUCCCCAUCCCAGGUAUCACCCAACUUUUGGCGGUACUUGGUAGCUUUCAUCUGGGAGUGUCAGGGGGCGGGGAUUGAAUCGUCCCGGCCUCUCUUUAUGGCUUGCUUCCGCCUAGGGAAGGGACUAGGCAGAUAUUACUUGAUCGCUCGUAGUGGUUUCAAGAUUAGUGGCGCCCCCUCCAACAACAAAGGUUGGAAGAGGUGCUUCUUCUUCGUCAUUUGCGCUCAAGAGUGGGGCUUUAGUACCGGGUGGGCCAUUCGGUCCAUCGAUAACUCCCUCCCGUCGCUCUCUGCUGGUGAUACGACGCCGGUGGACCGUCUAAGGGGUAUCCUGUCCUCUUCUCGGGUAAUAACAGUGAUGAUCGAGGAGUGGACGGUUGGAGCUGAGCUGAGCCCCACCACCAGGGGUAUGCCCAUCCGCAUACAAUGGCUUAUUCGUUCAUUCCAUGCUGUCUAACCGCUACCUGUUCUUGUAGAAAUGGUGGACCUUCGAUUAGUGAAGAAGACGGCCAGCACCAGGGUCGUCGAGACGUCGAAGAGGGAAGGCUCCGAAGGCGUGAUUGUCCCGCUGGAGGGGAUGUCGAAGAGGGCGCUGGCAUCACCGGCAACGGAGCGCCCUCCCAAGAAGACGAAACUGGCAAUUCGAAAGAUGUCGGUCAGUCGAGCCACUUGCUCGAGCACCUCGCUGGCAUCACCCGAGGCCCCUGCCCAAGGAGAGGGCUCGGCGAGUAAGAAUGGGAAGGGGUCGGCUGGGUCAUCCGGUAGCGACCCUUCCAAGAGGGGGUCGGCAUGCCCCCUGCCGGUGCUGGAAUUGUGUCACAUCUUCUCCUGGCCCAAGGGCGGGUAGUUCUAAACUCAACUGAUGGUCGUCCUCCCGAUCGAGGAGCCGAGAGCCCCUUACACCGCCCGGUGGUCGACCCUAAAGGUCGACAGUCGACCCUGGAGCGAUGGGGAGACCGCCUAGGAGUUCGUUCGAGGGGCGCUGCACCCCUCGUUGGCUAAAGACCUGUACAGCUCCGGUUCGGAGGUGCUGGUGGAGCGAGCGGCCAAGUCACUCGUCUGGAGCCUGCACUACGGGAUGGCACUGAUCGAUCGGAUUCUUGACGUCGGGCGGGCGAUCGGGCGUCAGAUGGAUCUUGAUGAUGCCCUCUGGAAGGUGAACCUGGAGCUGCGGGCCAAGGGGGGUGCGGAGGCGAUCGUCGCAGCUGAGGAGCGCGCCACGGUGUUGGAGGGGGAGGAAGCUCGUUUGAAGACCGAGCUGGAAGAAAGCCGGUCAAACGUCCGUUCUUUGGAUGAUGAGCUGCUGUCCCUCUCCCAGGACGUCAAGGCUGCUAAGGCGAUAGCUCGAGCCGUCGAGGAGGUGCUCGAGGAGGAGCGGCUGGGUUCGAGCGUGGCUUGGUGAGGUCGAGCCAGGUCACGUACGAGUAUGGGUAUCGGGUGGCCUUUGCUCGUUUUCGGAUGAAGUACUCGGACCUCGACCUGGAGUCGAAUCCAUUUGUUGACAACCCUGUGGACCAGGACGUCGACAUGCCGGCGAACGUCCCCUUUGAUGAUGGGCCGCCGACUCCUCCCUUGAGCUAUGGGUUGCAUCCCCUCACCUUUUGAGUUUUGUUUUGUUUUGUUUUUUUUCUUUUUGUUCGGCUGGGCUUGAGGCCGAGUCAGCCGACCGUUGUAUGUACCUCCUUUUUAAUCAAGAAGCAAUUUUAUUUUUGGGAACUCUGGCUUAUUCUUCUCCCCGAUCGUGGAUGUGCUGGCUUAUAUAAACUUCCUAUGUCCCAACCAACUCCUCCCCCCUCAAUGGUAGAAUUUCUUUAGGUUCGCGACAUUCCAUGUCCUCGGAAGGGGACUUCCCUCCAUAGUUUCGAGUCAGUAAGUCCCUUCUCGUACCAUAUCGUAGACUCAGUAGGGACCUUCUCGAUUAGGUGCAAGUUUUCUCUUUGCCCAGGUCGGGUCGCUUACUUCUGCUCUUCGGAGGACGAGGUCUCUGACCUGGAUCGGCCUCGGACGGACCCUUUGGUUGUAUAUCCGAGCGGUCACCUUCUUGUAUGCUAGGGCGCGCAGGUGUGCAUUGGCCCUUCUCUCCUCAAGGAGGUCCAAGUUAGCCCGUAAUCCUUCCUCUGAGUGCUCUCGGUCGUACUUGGAGGUGCAUAAGGUCGGGAAUACCAUCUCGGGCGGAAGGAUUGCCUCAGUUCUGAAUGCCAAGCUGAAUGGGGACUCCCCUGAGGCGGUUUUGGGAG